GCGCUAGCAAGCACCAGCUACGCCCUUUUUACUCUUUCAUCCCACGCACUGUCAAAUUUAACCCUUUAUCUCCUGUCACGUGUACAAGUAUGGCUGAAGUGAAGCUUGGGUAUCUGGUUUAUGAGCGUUAUGAAGACGACCAGAGAUUAGAAUAUGUUUGCUAUCUCUCAAGGAAUCUAUUCAGUGAUGAGGGUCCAGUCAAAUAUGACUACCAGGAGAAACAGGAAAAAGAAGAAAACGUUGAAGAAGAAACAAUGAGUGAAGAGGAAUACGAAGAAGAUGAGAUAGAAGGGACACUGUUGCUAGCUACAAUGAAAUAUCAAGAGUUCCGAGAAUCGUGUCAAGAUCUACUGGACCCUAACCUGGAGGAAGAGUUUGAGACCAUGAGACAGAUGGGCCUCCCUACAAUGCUUGUUAAUAGCUACGAUGACAUGGAGGAAGAUGAAGAGGAUGAUGGUGCCUAUCAUUAUGGUUCUAAUAAAAGAUCCAGCAGUAGAUCAAAGAGGCAGAACAUUAGAGCUUCAUCAAACGAGUGGGCGGUAGGAGCACCAGCUGACUUAUCAAUUAACAUGAGCAGUGACUAUACAGCAGUUGAUGAUACUGGAGCAAGUGAUAUAGUCGUCAGUGCACCAGUCGAUAUGAUGGGUCCAUCAGAUGAAGGAGAGGGUGAAGGAAUAGAACAAGAAAUGAAUGCGACAAGAGAGAAUGAAAGCAGUGAUGAUAGUAAUCCACUGCUGAUGGACUAUAGGAUUGAGUCAGAAGGAAAAGAAGGCGGGGAGAGCGAUGAUGAGUCAUCAGUUGCCUCAGAUGUACAGAUUGAUGUGACGCAGUUUGAUAUUAACUGGGACGAUGUGAGGGAGGGCAGGGCAGCUGGACUACCCAGCCAAUGGGAGGCGGUUGAAGUCACUGAAUGUGAGGAGGGAACAGGAACACAAGAGCUGGAGGAAGAAGCGGAAGAGAGAGGAAGAGUAGCUUCCAAAGAAGAAAAGAAGAAAGGAAGGGCUUCCAAAGAAGAAAUGAAGCUAUACCGUGCUCUGAAGAUAAAGGCAAGAGCAUACGCUGACAAGAACUGGCAGUAUUACUGGGAGACUAAUGGACCAGCCAUACUGGCUGAAUCAUGGAGACAGCAUUAUCCAAAGAUACCACUGAAGCAUGUGGAGGUGGUGAGCGGUAUUGGGUGUCUCUGUGAGUCUCUAGAGAGAAAAAUGCAAUUGGAAGCAACUGUUGAGAGGGAAGAGGACCAACCAGUGGCUGAGGCUGAAGGAGGGAAUCAUGAACAUUGUAAUGUAGAGUCUGGUCUAGUUGGAGAAACCACAUUAGCAGCUGGACUAGAGGAGACAGAGGCAGUAGAAGAAGGAGAAAUUAUUGAAGCUGCCAGUAGAAUAAAUACAGAGGAGGGGUAUUCAAAUGUCAUUGGUUAUAUUGCUAGUAUGAGGGAUGAAGAGGUUCUCUGCUUGUGGAAAGAGUUCUACAACAAUUGCUACUGGUACACGUUUGAGGUAUUCACUCAAAAUAGUCUCACAGAAGAAGACACUAGCGAACCAGAACUGAGUAUUGGGGAAAGAGUAGAGGAGGAGGAAGUAAGAGGAGAAGGAGAUGAAGGAUUUGAUGUCAUUGAGGAUUCGACAGAUAAGUUUGAUGUUUAUUCCAAUGAGAAUGAGGAUACUCCUACAUUAAAGGGGCAAUCGAGUCAUACCUCACCUUACACUGAGCUUGAGAGGGCAGUGUAUAAUGUCAAGAACUUAGGAUUUUAUGUUGGGACUGAUGUUGGAGUUAAUCCUCAUACAAGAAAGUUCAAAAACUUACUCUUCAAAUUGUACAGACAGUCACAAACAUCAAGACUUUCUAAGCAAGAGAGUAUAAAUCAUGGUAUUGUUAGUAAAGCUGGGCAGCUAAUAGCAAGGCGUAACAAUGCUGUGGUCCUAAAGAAGAAACCAAAGAAAAAGAAGAAAUCGAAAAAGAACAUGUCAAGUGAUGGAGCAGAUCUCUCAGUGAGCAUGACUUCAGAAUAUGAAGUGGUUGAUGACACAACUGGCCAGACUCAGUCCUAUACUACAGAGACUGAUACCCGUUCCACUGAAACUGAGACUCAUACUACAGAGAUUGAUACCAGUACCACAGAAGUCGAAUCGCAUCAGGCACAGCUUGAGGAAGAGGAGGAAGCACAAGGAGAAGAAGCAGGGGAAGAUGUUGUUGUUUCUGAGGAAGAGCACAUUGAUGAUGGUAGUCAGACUGAACCACCUUCUGCUGAUCCUGUUGAAGUAGCGUCUGCUGAUCCUGUUCUGUUUGAGUCAUUUGCUGGUAAGAGUGUAGCCUUCAAGGAUCAUCUUCCUCCUGCUACGUCCCUUUCAAGGGAACAUUAUCUGGCAAAGUAUUGGUCUCAGAGGUUUAGACUAUUUUCCUUGUACGAUAAUGACAUCAGAGUAGACCACGAGGGUUGGUUUAGUGCUACACCAGAGAAGAUAGCUUCCCAUAUUGCUGAGAGGUGUCAGUGUGACCUGUUGGUUGAUGCUUUCUGUGGCGUGGGCAGCAAUGCAAUACAAUUUGCAUAUACCUGUGAAAGAGUGAUUGCUAUUGAUAUUGAUCCAGUGAAGAUUGCUUGUGCAAGACACAAUGCUGAGAUAUAUGGAGUAGCUGAUCGCAUUGAGUUUAUAUUAGGAGAUUACUUUGAUAUAAUGCCACACUUGAAGUGUGUUGAUGUAGUGUUCAUUAGUCCUCCGUGGGGUGGACCAAAGUAUUUAUCAGCCGAAGUAUUUGACCUUGAAACAAUGGUCUCAUUAAAUGGUGUCAGGGUAUUUGAAGUUGCAAGACAAGUCACUCCACACAUAUCUUACUACCUACCCAGGAACAUUGGAGUUGAUCAGUUAAUGAGUAUGGUAUCUGCUGGUGAACCAAUUGAGCUAGAGCAACAGUUCAUGAAUAGGAAACUGAAGACCAUUACAGCUUAUUUUGGUGAACUAGUAAACACGUGAUAUUAUUGAGCCACACCAUUGAAUCAUUGACCCCAAUAGACUCACACAUUGUAUGAUAUUAAUGAACUAUUGAUAGAUUUGUGUAUGAGAGCACAAUUUUAUUUUAUUAUCUGAAACUGAAAACUUCCUA
Molecule: messenger RNA, 3102 nt
Organism: Amphimedon queenslandica
Lineage: Eukaryota; Metazoa; Porifera; Demospongiae; Haplosclerida; Niphatidae
Product: trimethylguanosine synthase-like
Exons: 12
Coding region: 90-2972 (960 amino acids)
Biological process (GO): 7-methylguanosine cap hypermethylation
Cellular component (GO): nucleus
Molecular function (GO): RNA cap trimethylguanosine synthase activity
Source: RefSeq, a predicted model, not a curated record